UAAACAUCACUCGCCUCCGCAGACAGCAGCUCGCCCGAUCUCGUUGUCGAGGCCGAUAUUCUUUUGCAGAGAAAAGAGAGCGUGCAGAGGCCAAGACAAAGGUAAAGAUAAGAGCAAGAGUCGAAGAGGAGGAGAGGAGAGCAGGAAGGAAGGAGAAAAGGGAGUGUGGGAGGCGCCUGGUCCAUGGCGGAGGCAAGAUUUUUGAGUGUCCGAGCAGCAGAGGUGGCAUAGGAAAAAAUUGAAUACAGGGUUAGCAUAAGAUGGCCUUGUGACAGCAACUGCAAUAAUGAGCCAGGUUUUCCAGCCACUUACACGCUUCCACCCCAACCAUGGAGCCAAUGUUAUUUUAGACGAUGAUAACACAGUUGCAUAUAGAAAAACAAGUUUUGCUGAUGCAGUGGCCAUCAGCGAGCAGCCCCUCAACCCUGGGGAGAUCUUCCUGGUGGAGAUUGAGAAGACCGAGCCAGGAUGGACGGGCCACAUGCGGCUUGGGCUCACACAGAUCAACCCGGCUAACCCCGAGUUGCCACAGCUUCCCCCUUACUCGCUGCCAGAUAUGACCAAUAUGGGCAACUCAUGGAUCUGUGCCAUCACAAAGAGCCAUAACCGUGUGCAACCAGAUGCGGAGGCAGAGCCAGAGCCCGAGCCAGAACUAGAUGACGGGAUGGAGGAAGAUGGAGAGGGGGGUGAGGAUGAGGUCAUUGGGCCUCCCACAGAGAACAGCACGCCCCAUGACAGAAGAGCCUCAGAGGGAGAUGUGACGAGAGUGACGGAGGGGAGUGGUGGGGGGGCCAAUGGGGAACACCAAGGGGCGGGGUCCAAGAGGAAGGGCCGGCGGAGAGCCAUGAGCAAUGGCAGAUUCACAGGGCUGGAGUCCUUCAUUGUGGGAGAUGCCAUUGAGACCUCUCGGGGUCUGGUCCCCCUGGCGGCCCUGCAACCUUCCCCUUAUGUGUACUCCGCUCCCUCAGGCCGCAAGAUGACGCUCAAGAGAGACAACAUCCUUCCCACGGAUGAGGGCAGCAGGAUCGGCAUUAUCUACCUGACGAGAGGAGAUCUGGCAGAGAUGCAUUACAUCAUAAAUGGUGAGGACCAAGGAGCAUUUACCAAAAAGUUGCCUUACAAGGAGGCGCCUUUGUAUGCUGUUGUAGAUGUGUAUGGCACUACCAAACAAGUCAGAAUUGUGCAACUUUAUGGAGUUGGUUCUUUAAAGAGUAAGUGCCGUGAUAUCAUCUUGAAGCACAUUGCCGAGCAUGGUGUCAAUGCUCUGCCGCUCCCCCGUAAGCUGAAGGACUACCUUUUGUUUGUCAUUUGAAAGCUGAAAUCUCAUAGGCAGAGCCUAAGAAUGUUGCGAGUACAUCUUGGCCAAUUGACCGUUGAAAAAUAUGAGGCUACCAGUGGCUGUGAAUAUUGCCGUGAGUCUGCAGCACAGUGCCCUGUGAAAAAUGACAGACCUCUGGUCCUCUCCUCCUGUGUCCACUCUUGUAAACAAAGGGCAAGAGGCGUUGGCUAAAAGUACCACCAGAAAACUUGCUAUGUAAAUUCAGGGAUGAUCUUUGUCUCCGAUUUCCUCCGAUCUUCCUCACUCACGGAAAAAAAUGCGGAAAGUGAAAAUGCCUCGUAAAGUGUCAACUUUAUCAUUGACAGAGUAUUGCAAGUGUCAAGUUUUUUUUUAAGUAUUUGGAAUAUUUGAGUUUUGAAAAGUACUUUUGGCAGUAUCCUGUGUUUAGAGUAAAGAUGAAUUGUGAAUAUCUUGUCUGUGGUUUACAUUGCUGAAAUAUGUGUAAGCUUUUCUUUUGACUAACAUGAUUAGGCAUAAAUGAAACUGGUUUAUUGUUCAGUUAAGAUUCUUUUUUUUCUUGAAUUCUAAAUCAUAGUUUUAAAAAGAAGGAAGUAUAUUAUAGCCAAAUUAGUGAUACUUUACUGUACUGUCACAGUGAUCUUUGAUCAUGGAGUGACUUAACUGUUUGUCUGUGAUACAGUAGAAGCCCUGAACAUCAGGAAAUGAAUGUGCUGAGUGGAUUCUAUAUGGUAUAAUCUCAUUUAGGAAGAUGAACUUCCAUGGAAUUAACUAACUCACUUGAAAAGUGACGAUCAUGUCAGUAUUAGGCUGCUGACUGGGAUUAUGUUAUCAAUAUUUGUUAUUUAUGAUUUAUAUUUACAUAUUAAACAUGGUGUUUACUGAAAGUCAAACCUCAUUUGAACUUGACCAUAGUAAUUGAUUAUAAGUGACAUAUUGGGUAAUCCAUAACAAACAGAAAAGAUUCCUGCAUGCCUAAUGCAUUUAAGAUGUAACUUGAUAAUCAUACAAUAAGCACUGGCUAACCCAUGAACAUUUUUUUGCUGGUGAACACAGAUACAUAAAACCAUAAACUGCCAGAAACAACUCUGCCUGGGCAUAUGUAUAUACUCAAUCCAUCCAGUAUAUACCUAUUAAUGGGUGCUAGAAAAGGGAGUCACAAACAUUUACCUGGAAAUAAACUUAGCAAAGCUGGGUCUGCAGAUUGUGGUUGUAUAAAAAAUAUACAAACAAACUAGAUGCUGUCUAUGUCAGAUUACUUGAUGUAGCUUAUGUCAGUUUACAUAAUGAAGGUUGACGUUUUGAAGUUUUGGCUUAUCAUUUAGAACAGUGUUUAGAUGUUUAUACAGAUUUUAUCUAUGAAAUUUUGAGUACUUCUGAACUUUUCACAACCUCUUCCAUACUUGUAACUUUUGAUGACUACAACUCAAAGCCCUUUUAUGAACUCUGUCUAUUUUUCAGAAAAAAAAGAUGAUGAAACUUUCAAUUGCCUCUUUUAUACCGUGAACAUUUGCAGAUUUAAUAAGAGUAUUUGUGCUAACUGAUAGUUACCAUGCUUUUGUUUUGUACCUCUGCAGUAAGAUUUCCUUUGCUUACUAACACCUCUACCCCCAAAAACAUAUUUAUUGUGAGUUUCUUUUCAAGGUAAUUUAAAUGUUCCAAUUCCAUCCAUAUUCUAGAAGGUGUACAGUUACCAAAAGUGCUAACUUCUUAUUGAUUCUGUCAGUCUGUGCAUUAUUAUUUUCAUAUGAGAUUCAUUGAUAUCUUAUAUACUUAUGAAGAAGCCAUUUCGGAAGACAACAGAUAAUCAAUAAACCAUAAAGCCUGC
Messenger RNA from Penaeus monodon (black tiger shrimp), 3125 nucleotides. Its product is annotated as neuralized-like protein 2. Bases 287 to 1312 code for a protein of 341 amino acids. The record is from RefSeq and is a predicted model, not a curated record. Gene Ontology annotation, molecular function: ubiquitin protein ligase activity. Gene Ontology annotation, biological process: intracellular signal transduction. The transcript is spliced from 8 exons. NCBI's taxonomy places the organism in Eukaryota, Metazoa, Arthropoda, Malacostraca, Decapoda, Penaeidae.